This is a messenger RNA of Fraxinus pennsylvanica, 891 nucleotides long. The record is from the annotation of a GenBank genome assembly. Lineage: Eukaryota; Viridiplantae; Streptophyta; Magnoliopsida; Lamiales; Oleaceae.
AUGAGUGACGGAGAAUUGAUGUGGCGAGCAUCUAUGGUACCUCGUAUGAGAGAGAAUCAUUUUAAUCUUACGACAAAAGUUGCAUUCAUGUUCUUAACUAGGGGAAGAUUACCUCUCGCCCCACUAUGGGAGAUGUUCUUUAAAGGACACGAAGGCCUCUUCUCAAUAUACCUUCAUACGUCGCCGGAGUUCACCUAUGAGCCUCCCAAGUCAUCGGUAUUCUACAAGCGUAGGAUACCUAGCAAGCCCGUUCAUUGGGGAAGAUCGACCAUGAUUGAUGGCGAGAGGCGUCUUCUAGCCAAUGCCCUACUCGAUUUCUCUAAUGAAAGAUUUAUACUCCUCUCAGAGGCGUGCAUUCCUCUAUUCAACUUCACAACGAUCUACGACUACCUCAUAAAUUCCAACCAAAGUUUCCUUAGUUCUUUCGAUGAUCCUCGACCCAUAGGCCGUGGUCGAUAUAACAAGCGAAUGUCACCUUCCAUUACAUUAUUCGAUUGGCGAAAGGGCUCCCAAUGGUUCGAAGUUAAUAGAAAACUCGCCAUCGAGAUAGUAUCCGACAUAACAUAUUACCCUAUUUUCAGAAACCAUUGUAUGCCACCAUGCUACAUGGAUGAGCAUUAUUUGCCAACUCUCGUGACUAAAAUUUGUCCUGAUUUAACAUCGAAUUCGACAAUUACAUGGACUGAUUGGUCUGGAGGUGGCUCACACCCCACUAUGUUUACGAGAAAUGAUAUUACAGAAGAGUUUUUAGUUCGAAUUCGCCAUGGAUUUAACUGUAGUUACAAUGGUGGGAUGAGAUCGAUUUGCUUCCUAUUUGCAAGAAAGUUUCAUCCCAAUACUUUACAACCUUUGCUAAGGCUUGCCCCAUCGUUGCUUGGCUUCAAAGCUUAA